CCAUCUCAAACAUGACAACCACAACGCUGUUCAACUACUAUGUAGCUACAUUAAUCAUAGUAUCAUGCAAAUACUUUCCAUUGAUAGCCCUAUCCCAUCAAUAAUGCCUAGUACUAUAUACAUAGUAAAUACCUGGUAUAUAUGUAGUAUCACGUGCGUACCUAUGCACGUAUAGGCAUCCAUGGAUAUCGGAUAUAUCUACCUAUAGCAGCCAUCCUCUUCCCGCCCCAGCCAAACCCCUGAGACGAUCUGUACUUGUCAUACGACGGAGUGAUAGGUAUAAUUGAUAUUUUCAAUCCGAUUACCAAUGUACCUAGUCAAUCUACCCGACUCCGGCCCCUUUCGGGAAUAGUUACCAAUCCUCGGAUGUCCGAUUCGCGUGUAUCUAAUCACGACUCGUGAUUUCUCCGAAAGUUGAAGUAAAAAAAGCAAGUAUACGUUGAUGUCAUUCGUUUCAAAAUCUUAUUUAGGUACCUAUAUAUAAUACUAUGGAGAUACUCACAUACCGCACUACAAGUACAUACGUACCCUCAGUACUUUUACCUAGUACUCUCCUUACUUUCCAAUAGCUCAUUCAAAAUGUCGCCCAGUCUUCUAAUAAAAGAUGUCCGCAUCUUUGAUGGCGAAAAUGAGAUACCAAACGGGAGCGUGCUUGUAGAGAAUGGUCUCAUCAAGUAUGUUUCCCCUGGAUCUUUGGAGGCAACCGAUGAAUCAACCAUCGUCCUCUCAAAACCGGGAUAUACGCUCAUUCCAGGAAUCAUCGAUGGUCACGUACACACGCACCUCGACAAGGAAAACACGGGACUUGCACAAUCUUUGAAGUUCGGUGUAACUACCGCUUGCGAUAUGCACCAAGAGGCGGAAGAUGUAGCUGCCGUGAGAGAGGAAGCCGCACGAAACCCCGAUAUAUCGGAUUUCAAGACUUCAAGUUCGGCUGCUACCGUACUAGGUGGAUGGCCUGCAGCAGUUGUCACCGCCUUUGACACAUCUGAAGAGACCCUAGCCAAGGUUGCCACUUGGCCGAACUUGCAAACCUUGGAUGAUGUCGAGGCUUAUAUUCAAGACCGUAUCAAGGACAAAGCUGAUUAUAUCAAAUUGAUGCACGAAGAUGGAAGCAGUCUAUCCGUCAAGCCGACAGUACCCCCUUUGGAACUUCAGAAGGCCAUUGUGGACGCUGCUCACCGACAUGGCUUUGUAGCCGUCGCCCAUUCUUUGAGCCUACAAGGGACCCUAGAUAUUCUUCGUGCCGGAGUCGAUGGAUUGACACACACCUUCUGCGAUAAGCCGCCGACGAAGGAGCUGAUUGACGCAUAUUUAGCUAACAAUGCCCAUUGUAAUCCGACCUUGGCAACAAUUGGCAGUCUCACCACCGAAGGAAAAAAGGAGCAAGAAGCUUAUGCUCACGAUCCUCGAGUCGAGAAACUGCUAAGUGCCCACGGUAAAGCAGCACUCUGCGAAUGCAUGGCUUUUAGCAGCGAUAGUGCGAGGGUGGAAUACGCUUAUCAAAGCGUCAGGGAGAUGAGAGCGGCGGGCAUUGACAUCAUUCUCGGCUCCGAUUCGGCUGGACCCGCGCGCGGAACGGGCUUUGGUAUUACGGCACAUCACGAACUAGCUCUGCUGGUCAAGAAAUGUGGCUUCACGCCCAAGGAGGCGUUGCGAUCUGCCACUUCCUUGGUAGCCAAAAGACUGCGCUUCCAUGAUAGGGGUAGGAUUGCGGAAGGGUUGAGGGCAGACUUGGUGCUGGUGGAGGGGAACCCUCUCGAGGAUAUCGACCAUACGCUUGACCUCCGGGGUGUAUGGAAGCAAGGAAUUCUUUGCUCGACGUAUAAAGACCUGGUUGCUUGAGGGAUAACUCUGAGAUAGGUACAUGAGCCGUUGGCCCCUGGGUUUAGGGUGCAUAAGGCAUAUAACUCCAAUACCUAGAGAUUCCAUAGUGUUCCCACCUGUCCCUCCAAUCUAUCACUCACUUUGAAUGGACUUACCUGUCACAAGCCUUUGGAAUUUCUCCAACCAAGCAUAUCAAUAACCCAUUCGGCCGUUAUGUGUACAUGUGUACAUGUGCUAGUCACUAAGGUUACAGGAAUUUAAAUCCUGUACGU
Molecule: messenger RNA, 2099 nt
Organism: Hypoxylon fragiforme
Lineage: Eukaryota; Fungi; Ascomycota; Sordariomycetes; Xylariales; Hypoxylaceae
Exons: 4
Coding region: 580-1845 (421 amino acids)
Molecular function (GO): hydrolase activity, acting on carbon-nitrogen (but not peptide) bonds
Source: RefSeq, a predicted model, not a curated record